This is a messenger RNA of Annulohypoxylon maeteangense, 3171 nucleotides long. RefSeq lists its product as uncharacterized. Gene Ontology annotation, molecular function: phosphorelay sensor kinase activity. The transcript has 3 exons. Bases 1 to 3171 code for a protein of 1056 amino acids. Gene Ontology annotation, biological process: phosphorylation; phosphorelay signal transduction system. Lineage: Eukaryota; Fungi; Ascomycota; Sordariomycetes; Xylariales; Hypoxylaceae. The record is from RefSeq and is a predicted model, not a curated record.
AUGGGAAUGGAUGCUUCUAGUGUAUUUUCUACUAUCUGGGAUCAGCUAGCUGGGAAGAUUGCCGAGCAACGUCAAACAUACCGUACCGAAACGUGUUACGGUACCAGACUACUUAUCGAAGCAGACGGACACCAGGAAGAGAACUAUUUCGACUGGAAGCUUAUUCCGGUCACCGAUGAUGACGGGAUUGUCAGGGGAUCUUACGGGAUCCCGUCAGAUAGAACACAAGAGGUUAUUCGACAACGACAAAAUGAAUGCAUCCAGCGAGUGUGCCGCCAUACCGGAUCGGCGAGCAACGUGAAAGACCUUUGGCGCACCUUGCUAACCGGAAUCAGCUACAAUGUCAAAGAUAUCCCCUUUGCGUUGCUGUAUUCCUUGGACGCACAGCUAAGUAUCAGCGACCAACCAAGCAAGCCGAGCUACCCAUGUCACCUAGAGGGAAGCAUCGGUGUAGAUCAAAAGGGUCUCUUGGGGCAAGAAUACAUCGACUUGUCGUGCGAUAUUGAUGGUUUCGCUCCAAUCAUGCUCAAGGCACUCCAGCGCGACUCGAUGUUGAUAUUGGAGGCUAGUGACCCGUCCUUGCAUAGUCUUCUUAAUGGAAUCGGAUGCGAAGGGAGUAGGCUAUCUUCCGGACAGUUUGCCAUCGUACCAAUCAAGGAUGAUGGCAGAAUAGCGGCGUUCAUGGUAGUCGGUCUAAAUCCGUACAGGAGAUACAGCGCCCAGUUUUGUGAGUUCCUACAGCUCAUCGCAGAUGUUGCGGCGCCGCAGAUAUCGCGAGCGCGGUUAUCGGAAGAAGUCGCCCGCCAUAAUGAGUUGGCUAAGAGGGCUCAGCUCGACCGAAGGAGGAGCGAUAUGAGAUUUUCGCGGUUUGCGGAGUGGUCAAUCGUCGGCUUGGCCGUUAGCGACGUGAAUGGCAAGAUUCUAUACGCAAAUGAUGCAUGGUAUAAAUUUGCCGGAAUAAGCCCCGCAGACCAAGACGAUUUAAGCUGGUUUGAUAGCGUCGUGCCAGAAGAUGCCGAAUUGCUCUUAGAAUGGCAAACGAGGGUUCUCGAAGAGAAGAAAGGGGGGACGUUUCAAAUUCGGUCUAAGGAACCAUUUCGUCGAGGUCACAUGGCUUCAGAUCAUCGAACAGGUAUUUGUGCUUGCUAUUCGGAUUUAAAUGAAUGUGAUGAAGUCGAGAGCGUCAUGAUCUUUACGAUGGAUAUUAGCGAACUGAAAUGGACGGAGCAGCAAUUGAUAUCUCGUUCAAAAGAGCUCGAGGAAUCGGAGCAAAAGUGGCGGAACUAUGCGGAGCAUUGUCCCCUUGGAAUAUGUCGUACAGAUGGUAAAGGCUAUGUCGAGUACGGAAACAAGGCUUGGUUGGCGAUUUAUAGCUUUACGCAGGGCGAAAUUCCCAAAGAUCCAUGUCCUUGGUUGCCGUGGAUUCGAGAAGAUCACGUACAGGGAUGCAAGGAAAUGUUUGCUCGACUUCAAGAACAACCUGGACCUGAAUCUGUCGAAUUUCAACUCGUGAACAAAACGUAUACUAUCUCGGGAGGCGAUAAUACCGUCACUAACGGCGCUUAUGUUGUUGCCACAGGGUUCUCCCAAUUCAAAGAGGAUGGGUCGGUCGACUAUAUGGAUUUUUGGGUAACCGACAUCAGCGGGCAGAAGAUGGCCGUCAAGGUCCUGACAGAUAAAAUGGAAGAGGCUAUCAGGUCAAAAACGCAACAGGAACGUUUUAUGGAUAUGAUAAGCCAUGAAAUUCGAAACCCUUUAUCCGCAGUCCUACAUUGUAGCGAGGAGAUAAUCGAAUCGAUGAAGAAAGCGGCUAAUGCGCUGAAUGUGGAACCUAACGAUCAGCCAUCCCCCGAUGCACGCAGUUCUAAGAAAGAAAGAGUGAUGAAAAGACAAAUAGGGAGUGCACUGGAUGCCGCCAGUACGAUUGUAUACUGCGUGCAGCAUCAGAAGCAAAUUGUUGACGAUGUAUUGACGGUUUCCAAGCUGGAUUCCGAUUUACUUGUCGUAUCCCCUAUUCCAGUCCAGCCGAUGGGACUCGUCCGUUCAUCCCUAAAGAUUUUCGACGCCGAGCUGAAGAUGACGGAUAUCAAGCUGGCAGUCAUAAAGGAUAACUCGUUGUCCACCCUGGACGUUGACUGGGUUCUCCUCGAUCCCAACAGGUUUCUUCAAAUUGUGAUAAACCUGGUCACAAAUGCCAUCAAGUUCACUAAAACCUCGAAAGCGAGGAAAAUUGUCGUAACGGCAGCUGCUCAUGUGCGCCGGCCUCUCGAAAGCGAGCUUGGCGUAGAAUUCGUGCCUCAUCGAUAUGCACCCGUUACCCCCGUAUCCGAUUUCAAAGAAAUAGGCGAUUCAGCUUCGGACGUUUUCAUGUCCUUCUCCGUCAAAGAUACAGGCAAGGGGUUAACGAAAGACGAGAAAGCACAGAUAUUCAACCGCUUCUCUCAAGCAUCUCCGAAAACACACAUAGAAUAUGGAGGGUCGGGGCUUGGCCUCUUCAUCGCCCGUCAAAUAACGGAGAUGCUCGGGGGGGAGAUAGGUAUGGCGAGUAGCGCUGGCGCGGGCUGUACGUUUGCGUUUUAUGUUAAGACUCAACGAUGCAUGCUACCACCUUCAACGCCGACAUCUAGAGAAUCAAUCAUCAAAUUAAACCGGUCGCUCAGCCUAACACCUGAUGGCAAUACUACAGUACCUAAAGAAAUAGAACGGGAGAUUAGCACACCCGACACCCCGAAGAGCUCAAAUAGUCCAGGACACGAUGAACCGCAUCUCAAGGUACUCGUAGUCGAGGACAAUUUGGUGAAUCAGAAGGUGUUAUGUAAGCAGUUGCGUAAUCGGGAUUUCGCUGUCAAGUCGGCCAACCAUGGACAAGACGCUCUCCAUGCUGUACAAGAAACUUACGCCGAUGAUGAAUCGCACGAUAAUAACCACUUCGACGUAAUUUUGUGCGAUAUCGAGAUGCCCGUGAUGGAUGGCAUCGAAUUCACAAAAGAGGUUCGAAGGCUCGAGGCAAAAGGUGAACUUCCGGGACACGUCCCGAUUCUUGGAGUUACGGCCAAUGUGCGCAGUAAGCAGGUUAGCGGCGCUAUCGAAGUUGGCAUGGACGGCGUUACAACAAAACCGUAUCGUAUCGAAGAGCUCAUCGCACACAUCGGCGGCGUUUGUGCCAAGUAG